This is a messenger RNA of Capsella rubella, 2654 nucleotides long. RefSeq names its product putative chaperone protein ClpB2, chloroplastic. The transcript is spliced from 6 exons. Gene Ontology annotation, molecular function: ATP hydrolysis activity; ATP binding. Lineage: Eukaryota; Viridiplantae; Streptophyta; Magnoliopsida; Brassicales; Brassicaceae. The coding region runs from base 1 to 2634 and encodes 877 amino acids. Gene Ontology annotation, biological process: cellular response to heat. Gene Ontology annotation, cellular component: cytoplasm. The record is from RefSeq and is a predicted model, not a curated record.
AUGAAAGAUACGAAAUUUAACCCCAAGGUCCAGGCUAUACUUGCAAACGUUCAACGGCUUGCCCUAAGAUCGUUGCAUGUACAAGUAACUCCUCUGCAUCUCGGAGCUACUUUGAUUGGUGACCGGACUAGUGUUUUCUAUCGAGCAAUCACGAGUGCAGGUGGAUGCGAUGUCUCGACUGAGUCAGCUGUGAAAGUGAUCAACCAAGCCUUGAACAAGCUCCCAAAACAGGCUAGUCCUUUUCCUACAGCCGGGGAGACUAAUGUUGGAGAAGAGGAUUUGGUGAUUAGUCUUCUUGAAGAUUCUCAAAUCAGGGAUUUGUUCAAAGAAGCUGGCUUUGUGCCAGAGAAGGUCACGUCUGAGGUGGAGAAGCUUCGUGGGGAGGUGAUUCUUAAGGCUUUGAAGACUUAUGGGACAGAUUUGGUUGAGCAAGCAGGUAAGCUUGAUCCUGUGAUUGGUCGAGACAAGGAGAUUAGAAGAGUUAUUGGGAUUCUCUCAAGAAGAACCAAGAACAACCCUGUGCUAAUCGGUGAGCCAGGGGUUGGUAAGACUGCUGUGGUUGAAGGUUUGGCUCAGAGAAUUUUGAAAGGAGACGUGCCUAUCAAUCUAACUGAUGUAAGGCUCAUUGCCUUGGACAUAGGUGCAUUGGUUGCUGGAACUGUACUCCGUGGACAAUUCGAAGAAAGAAUGAGGUCUAUCUUGAAAGCAGUUGAGGACGCUCAAGGCAAAGUUGUGCUCUUUAUCGAUGAGAUCCACAUGGCUCUUGGUGCUGGCAAAGCAAGUGGUUCAACUGAUGCUUCUAAUUUGCUUAAGCCUAUGUUAGCAAGAGGUCAGCUUCGUUGCAUUGGAGCUACUACGCUUGAGGAAUACCGAAAACAUGUUGAGAAAGAUGCUGCAUUUGAGAGAAGGUUCCAGCAAGUCUUUGUAGCUGAGCCUAGUGUGCCUGAUACUAUUAGUAUUCUUCGAGGGAUUAAAGAAAAAUAUGAAGGACAUCAUGGUGUUCGUAUCCAAGACAGAGCUCUUGUUGUUGCUGCUCAGUUGUCUGCGCGUUACAUCAAUGGUCGACAAUUACCGGAUAAGGCAAUUGAUUUGGUUGAUGAGUCUUGUGCACAUGUAAGAGUCCAGCUUGAUAGUCAACCAGAAGAAAUUGAUAGCCUUGAAAGAAAAGGAAUGCAACUAGAGAUAGAGCUUCAUGCUCUCGAAAAGGAGAACGACAAGGCUAGCGAAGCUCGUCUGGUCGAGGUGCGGAAGGAGCUUGAUGACUUGAGGGACAAGCUUGAGCCUCUUACAAUCAAAUACAAAAACGAGAAAAGGAUAAUUAAUGAAACUCGGAGGCUUAAACAGAAACGAGAUGAGCUCAUGAUGUCUCUACAAGAAGCUGAGAGACAAUAUGACCUUCCUAAAGCUGCUGAUCUAAGAUAUGGGGCAAUUGAGGAAGUGGAAUACCAAAUAGCGAAAUUAGAAGAGAGUGGUAAAGAUAACGUGAUGCUUACUGAAACUGUUGGGCCUGACAAUAUUGCUGAGGUAGUGAGCCGAUGGACUGGGAUUCCAGUGACUAGGCUAGACCAGAACGAGAAGAAGAGGCUGAUCUUUCUUGCUGAUAGGUUGCACGAGAGAGUUGUUGGACAAGAUGAAGCCGUGAAUGCUGUGGCUGCAGCAAUUUUAAGGUCUAGGGUUGGACUAGGAAGGCCACAACAACCGUCUGGCUCCUUUCUCUUCCUCGGUCCAACUGGUGUUGGUAAAACUGAGCUGGCUAAGGCUCUUGCUGAGCAACUCUUUGAUGAUGAAAACCUAAUCGUUAGGCUUGAUAUGUCGGAGUAUAAUGAAAAACACUCUGUUAAUAAACUUAUAGGGGCACCACCAGGGUACAUUGGUUAUAACGAAGGUGGACAACUAACUGAACCCGUGAGGAGACGACCUUACUGUGUUGUACUAUUUGAUGAAGUUGAAAAGGCCAAUGUUACCGUAUUCAACACGCUACUUCAAGUGCUAGAAGACGGGAGAUUAACUGAUUCGCAUGGCAGGACAGUGGAUUUUAAAAACACAGUGAUCAUUAUGACUUCUAACCUUGGAGCUCAGCACCUUAUCUCAGGGCUUACAGGUGAUAUAACAAUGCAAGUUGCUCGAGACAGCGCAAUGAAAGAGGUGAAAAACCAUUUCAGCCCUGAGCUGUUAAACAGAUUGGAUGAGAUAGUGAUGUUUCAUCCUAUGUCUCACGAGCAUUUGAGAAAAAUUGUUAGACUCCAAAUGAAGAAUGUUGCUAACCGGCUUGCUGAGAAAGGUGUAUCUAUGACUGUCACGGAUGAUGCAUUAGACUACAUUUUAGCAGCUAGUUACGACUCGGUGUAUGGUGCUAGACCCAUAAGGAGAUGGCUAGAGAGGAAAGUGAUCACAGAUAUAUCGGUGAUGAUUGUUCGAGAAGAAAUCGAUGAAGACUCCAUUGUGUGCAUUGAUGUAAACGAGGCUAAAACUGAUCUCCACUACCGAGUUGAUAAGAAUGUGGUUGUGAAGACAGAAAAAGAUGUCACGAUUCGUCCAAGGAUCAAGAGGGAACGCAAUGACGAAGGUCACAUCUUGACUUCAACCAAAAAAAGAAAACCAAACAACACAAAUGAAGUCAUAUUGUUAGAUUGAAAAGGUUAGCUUUGAUAUUG